GUACAAAACGGAUAUGAGUGUCGCCAUCCAGCUGCUCCAGUGCAAACCAGACAGCUUCGUUUCGCCAAAACUCUCGUCGCUUCCAAUCGAAAUGCAGUCCAAAGUGGCCACCUACAUGCGCCUGGAUACGAACUCCCACUCGGAUUCGGAGGGCAGCACCAGUGGCGUGGGGGUGGCCACAGCCAGUUCCUACCAUGUGCUGCCCGCCUCCGACAGCCCGCCGCCCAUGUGUCCUUUCCCGCCGACGGCCAUGGUCUACUCGAUGCGCGGAAUCGAUGGGAAACAACCGACAUCUCCGCAGGAUGGUGGAGGAGGAGGAGGAGCUGAGGCAGGUGUUGUGGGAAAUGGAACCGGAAUCAGACUUCAAUCACAGCAAAAAGACUCCCAGCUGGGACUGGGAUUGGGAUUGGGCAGCUUGGCCGGUGGAAUGGACAGUUUGCUCGGUUCCUCCUCCCGGGAUCACGGGGUGGUUUCUCCCUCGGUGAUGGCCAAGUUCUUGGAAGACGAGCUCAAGUCCAGCGAAGCGCUGCUGAAUUCCCCGGUCAAGCACUGCGAGACGUGUGUUUGCCCUGGCGUUGGAAAUAGAUGUGCUUCCGGUCUGUUGGUUGAUAUGCUGGGAGAUGACCAAAAAUAUUACAACGUCGGCACGCAAACUGUCAUCAAGGGAGAGACGAACAAUUCCCUGUGUCUAAGGUGCAAUAACAAUCUGAACUCGCCGUCCCACAACAACAGCCCAUAUUUGAUGAAACUUAUCAAAUCCAGCGACAGUGUUAUAUCCGAAACUAAAAGUAGCGUUUCCGACUUCCUAACGACCCCGGAGAAAACUUCUCCAAACGCCGGAAGCAGCAGCAAUCAGGCCAGUUGCAAGAAAGAUGACAUCAUGGUUAAUCCAAUCCUCGGCCAUCACCGACUAUCCGAACGAACCACCUCCUAUCAGCUUACCCAAUCACCGAACUCCGAUGCACCUCAACUCACAAAACCCUCCAAUCUUACCCUCAACAGCAAAUCAACCCUUCCGAAUCCCACCAUUCUCAAUCGGCCCACCCCCACUUCAUCCAACAUCCUAGCCAGGAAACCAUCCCUGGAAGUGAACUCGAAACCGAAGAACCCAUCCUUAAACCCUACAACAACAACAGGACUCCCGUCCAACACCAAACUCCAAACCAACGAUUCCCCCUCUUACAUCAUCAAAGAUACGGAUCAGAUGAGUGGAAGUGCUGCCGGGCAGACUCCGAGGUCCACCGUUGGGACUGUAAGUAUUGGAGGCACACAGCAGCAGAUCGGUGGUGGCCACGGCACCGGAAGCAGUAAGAUUGCGGGUGGAAGCGUUGGAAGUGGGCUGUAUCAUGCCGUCGGAAGUACCAAUAGUUUGUGGUCGAGGACCAGUAGCAGUGGCCGCGGGGCAGACCGAAGCGUGGGCGCGGAGCGUGAUGGGGCCAGAAUAUUCGAGGCGUUCAAUCGAAAUCUUAUCAAGACGAUUAAGGCGGAAAAUCCAAAGAUGUCCGGCCCUCGAAUUUGUUCACUACGCAUCCAAAACGGCUCCAGCAACAUACUGCUGGAUAGUCUACAAGAUGAACUACUGGACAAUUUGGCUAUGGAAGAAACGCCUGACAAGCAACCCGUUGUCUACACCAGGCGAUCAAAAUUCCUGGAUGAAGAACUGCUGCUGGACGAUGAUCCAUCGAUCGGAUUGAACGGAGCAAUCAAAACCACCAAUCUUCCAACGGUUGGAGUUAAUGAGGGUGGAGUAGGAGGGGAUAAAUCGGGAGUAGCUACUGGCGGAUCGGGAGAGGAACGUGGCGAAGCAGCAACUAGAAAAGAUAUCUGUAGCAUGAGUACAACAACUAGUCCGAACUCCUCUUCGGAUCGGGUGAGAACCGCUGGAGAGGAAGUCAAUAACCUGCUGUUUAAUAAUGACAUAGGGCAACAAGUGGCACCCGUUGUUGGAAAACCGAGACUGGAUAUCAAUGUGAACAAGUUGGAAGGUAUCGAUAUCAACUCGAAGAAGUCGUGCACUCAGUCAAGUUCAAUAUCAAGCGAGAUUGAUAUUCAGGAGAGUGCUAUGCUGAGGCGACAGCAACUGUCUCGAGUUGCGGAAUGGGUUCAAAACAAUUCCAAGCUGACGAACCCAGACGGUUUGAGCAAUACGGAAUCGGACACGGAAGCGACCACAGGAAAUAUCGCAUUAGUCGACAGCUUGAACAACAAUAACAGCAACUGUAGCGCAUUGUUGAUAGAGCACAAUAACGGUACCGUUAGAGAAACCAAACUUAUAGCUAGUGAUACCAAACUUAGUCAUAGUGUUAAUAAUACAUCACAACUACAGACUCAUAGCGAUAAUCUACUUAGCAAUAGCAAUUCCAUCAACAACAACCACAUUAUCAGCAACAGUAAUAACAAUAUAUUUGCUCAAACCAAUAUCGCGGCAACUCAGCGAAUGCACACAUCUAGUUUAAAGACUACAAGCAUUGGAAACACCACCCAACUUGACUUCAAUAGCAACAGCUCGCAUCCGGCAAACUUUCAAGCCAUCAAUAAUGCCAACAACAAAUCGAGAUCGUCCACGUAUCAUGUAAGUUCCUGGCACCAGCAUCCGGAAAACAUUUCAGCAACAGAAUCUCUCCCGCACCAUGGACCGCUCCAAAUUGAAGGAGGAGGAGUAGAAGAAGACGACCGAAACAGUGUGGAUAUCGCCCAGAUGGAGUACAACGUGAAGCAGUUCCUGUUGAAGCAGAACGAGUGGUCCUCAAUAGGGCGAAGGCUAUCUUCGUCGACCACUUCCGGUACGGUAGCCAAUGAACCGCAAACGCAACCGCAGAGUAAAGCUGUCGUAGAUGAGACGACAGUGUCGAGCAGCAGCACCAGCACCAUGAAACGGAUCAAGGGAAGCUUCCCGGGAACGGCAGUGGCACAGAUGCCGCAGCAGUUUCAUCUGAGCAAAUACACCGUCAAUCCACACCGGACCGAGACUAACCUGUAAGAAGCUUGCAGGUGGAUGAAACUCGAAGACUUCUGGUUGGGUUGAGCUCUUGUAACAUAACUUGUAGAUGGUAAAACUAGAAGAGGGCUAAUGGCUUUGGUAGAACAGCUCUGGCAAGGUGUGACAAAAAAGCAUGUUACUUGUAUGGUUCUGAUUUUGUUUUAUUUUUACGUUUUUAUGUUGUUUACGUAUUUCUGGCAAGUUGACCCAAAAAAAAUGUAAAAAUGGUUUAUUCAAAACGUGUUUUAACAUAAAAAAUAUGUUUUCUAAAAAACUGUAUAACUUAAAACUUUGAUACCGACCGCCAAAACAUUGUAACAUUUGACUUAGUCGAUCUGCGUUCAUCUUUGAAUUUCUUACGCCCUGAGUUCUAAAACGCUUCGUUUUGGUUUAGAACUCAUCCAUGAUUUUUUGCAGAAAUUUUAAGUAACGAUUACAUGAGUUAAUCUGAACUUAUAGUUUUGUAUGAAAAAAUUGAAUAUUAUGUACUGAAAAAUAAACACCAUUUUUGUUUCUCCUGUGGAACCGAGCCUGCGAAUGGUUUUUGUGCCAAUAAACAAAUAUUCUAAAGGAAAUUUUACGCUGAACAACUAUGUCUAAGACUGUAAUUCCGUUUCUUAUUAGGCAAAAAAGUAAUAAGCCCUUUGAUAGUGACAUGUCUUUUGGAAUUGAAAAAUAAUCAUUACAAUUAACAUCACUGCUGAGUACCUAGUGAAGUACUGCAUGACUAAUUUCCAUGCAAUACUUCACGAGACACCAGCAGUGAUGCCAAUUGAAUUUAUUGUUUUUCAAGGCCAAAAGGCAUACCCUUAAUAAUAAGGUAAUAAAUUUCUUGUCUAUUAAGAUAUCAAGUCACAGUCUUCAACAAAGUUGUUCAGCGUGUAAAUAUAAAUUGGAACAAAACCCAUAAGCAGGGUUGGUUUCACAGAGGAACAAAAAUGAUGUUGAGUUUUAAGUACAAUAUAUUCGAUUUUCCCAUACAAAACUAAAAGUGCAAAUUGACUCAGUCUGAUGUAACAUUGAAUUUUUUUUCAAAAAUGAAAGCUUCCAUUAUAUUUUAAUAUUUCAUAAUUUAAAUAAGUCACUUGUUCAAUAGAAGAAGUUUGAAUUAACUGUAUACUGUUUUUCGGAGCAGAAUUCAGCAGAAAAAAUAUUCAUGUGAAUUUAACAUCCAGAUUCACUUGAAAUCUAUUUUGGUAGGGAAGAAUGAGAAUACUUGAUCCCUCAGCUAUAUCUCCAAACUGGAAUGUUUCACAAAGCUAAAAUGUUCUAGAAAAAUUAGUAAAAUAGAACAAACAACAAAAAUUAAAUUUUAUUCUAUGAGUUAUUGCACUUUGUCUGAAAAAUCUAACAAAAUGUUAUUCGAAGAUUUUUUUAUCGUUUCAAAAUGUUUCCUAUAGGAAAAAAUCAUAAUAUAAAUAUUCAUUCCGAUAUGUCAAUCGUUAGAGUAUAACUUGAACCUCUCGAUGCCAUAUUUUCAAAGUUAUAGUAAACUUUUAAUUUUUCAAAGAAAAAGUUUUCCAAAAUGUAUGUUAUGUGUUCACUUAAAAAAACGCGCUCACACACGUACAGGAUCUCAGUGAAACUUUAUAUUUCUUUGAAGAGAUCUAAUUCAUUUAAUUCUUUGGCGUACAUCUUUCAAGGAUAAAAUGGCGAGUAUCAUACAAAUGCUAGAACCGCCGACCCACAGAAAGUGUACUAUGUAUGCUGUGACCUGCAUUCGAUCUCAUGACCUUUGGCUUGGAAGAUUUUAUAGCUAUCCUCUGGGCCACGGUCGGCCACUUGGUCCCUAGAAUUCUAAAAGAUAAAUUUUUCUCUGAAUGAACGUUCAUCAUCGCUAAGCACGAAAACAUUGAUAGUUAUCCGAUGACUAAUAUUGAUCCAAUAAUAUUCUGAUAAAAAGGGCUCAUAACAAGAUUUUAUCUAAAAAUUUCCAAGUUGCACCUUUAAGCAUGGAAUGACUAUAGGGUAGUUACUUUUAGAAUUCUCUUGAUCUGAAACUUAUAAACUAUGAAAUGUUAUCUAGUAUGGCGAAAAAUGUCAAUGGAACUUAACCUCAGAUUUUGCAUAAUUUUUGCCGAAGCUUAGGGCACCCUGAUUAAAGGAUCAUGUCUCCUUUAACAUUUAAAAUGUCUCAUUUUUUUAAGUCCCACGAAAACGCUUCUAGUUCAUAUAUGGGUUCAUGUAUCUGUUAAUUUUUGCAGCAUAUAAACUUGAAAUAACACGCUGUCAGAGACAGCAAAAGACGGCGAUCGCAAUUACAACUGCUCACUGAAAAGAUCGUAUAAAAUGUCGUCUAAAGUCAGUUUAAAUCGGAUACGAUAGAAAGUCCACCAUGUUUGUAAAUUUUUAAAUGAUUUUGCUCCCGCGUGAACUUCAAGUGAAUAAAUCAUCGUCAUGUUCUCUCUGCAACCAGCAGUGCGUCUAGAUGGCUAAAAGUCAGAUGAGAAUUGAAUAAUAUUGACCAAAUAAAGAACUGGAAAAUAUUGUCGCUGGCAACAAUUUGAAGGCUAUGAGAGCAAAAUCUUGCGCUCUCUUGCAUUCUUCCGAUAAUUACGAAUAAGGUGUCGUAUAACGCCAAAUUGGUGUAAUUUUUGUCGCUUUAGAAAGAAAUGAAAAUAAUGUAUGUAUAGAUAAUGCCUCCAUUUUGGUAGGUAAAUGCUGUUUUUUUUUCAACUUUCAUACGAUCAUUCUAUAAUGUAUAUGGAACGUAUACCAAAACAGCAUAAGAAUGUACCUACAAAAAUGUUUACAGGGUAUCCCCAUUCUCACCUAAACAUAUUCAAAAUUUUUUAAUGAAUGGAUUUAUUAAGCUCAAUUAUCUCAUUGGAAUAUAUGAAUAUUCGGAUUUGAGUAGGUUUUCAAUGCAAAUCCAUAUUCAAAAUUAAAAUUAAAAUUUAAAAUUGUCCCGAACGUUCGAAAUCAGAAACUUAUAUUAACCCUCUAGUGCUUAACCCAGCCUUCUCAAAAAUCGGUAAAAAAUCAAAACCAAGCCUGUUUUUUACUUACUUUUAACGCACAAUGUUUCAAAAUAUGUUAUUCUAACAAUCCAUACUAAUGAAAACUGUUUGAUAAACAGUUGUCGAAAGCUACAGACUACAGCUAAGAGAAGCUUAAAAACAUAAAAAAAACUUGAAAUUUAUGUGUUUUCCGAAAAAUUAUCGAUCUGGUAUCCUCUGAAAUGUUUAAUCCAUGUGUUUGACGAUCUUAACAAUAUUAAUGCAGUUAGACCUUAGAGUUAUUUUAGUCAUGGUUUGAUUUUUUGAUAAUCUUUUUUCUAAGCUAGGUAACAGGGAUGAAACAUAAAUCUUGUUUAAAGACGGUGUCGGGAAACAAUGACAACAAUUCGAUAAAAAUAAGUUCUUUGUGGUCAAUUUGAACAAAAAUUAUAUAAAAAUAAACCAAUAAGUGUGUCUCCACCCUCUAGAACUCAAUUUUCGGUUCACAGAAGCUUAGUUAAUAACUUUUGUUCAACGAAAAAAUUUAUAGAUGAGAAGUUUUUUUUGACAAUUUUUCAAAAAUUGCAUAAACUUAACUUUUUUUCUACUAAAAACUACACAGAAAAAAAAUUUACUUUCACGUGUCACUGAAAACUGCAACCUUCAAAAUAAAUCACCUGUAAUUAACAAAACAUGUAAUUUUAAAUUGUUUUCCUUGAAAGUUAAAACAGUUGUACACUAAAAAUUAAAUGUCACGUAAUUAUGUUUUCGACCUGUAAAACAACGUUAAAUGUCCUGCUCCUUUUUGUUACAGGACAUUUGCGUAAUUUUACAGGAAAAAAAUUUUGCUGUGUGUAAUAAAAAGUAAGGUUUCUUACUUUUUAAUUCAUUGCGUUGCUACAUGGGCAAAGUAACUUGACUUUUUGUACUUUUUCGGAUGUAACUUCAACCAAUUUAUCUUAAAUUUUGAAACAUAUUAACACUGAUCCUUAUCUUAAUAUAUUUUCAUGUAAUUAAAUAGCUAAAUUACAAAUAACUGAGAUGUUACAACUUGUAUGAAAAGUAACUAUUGUUCAUAGCUUUUUUUAAUUUUUGUCAAUGUUUCGAUGCGAUUUUAUGACAAUUUUAAUAAAACCCGUCAAAAAGCGGGGUUGAGCACUAGAGGGUGAAUAUGUUUCAACAUUAAGGGAAAAAUUGCUAAAGUGUGUAAAAACAACAACCUCAAGAGAACAGAAAGUCAAGUUUUUUAGUCCCUGUAGCAAUGCAAUUUUAAAAAAAAUUGGAAAAAUCUUCCUUGUAACUACAGUUUUUAGUACAAUAAAAGUUAUUUGUAAUUAUAAAACUAAGCUUAUGUGAAUUUUUCAGAGAUAAAAAUGGGUUUCAGAGCGUUGAAUCCAAAGAUAAGAUAAUCAUCUUAAUUAAGAGUACUGUAAAUGCAUAUUUGGUUUCAUUGUUUUGGAAUUCAGUGAGAUUCCUAUUUUUAAAAAAUUAAUUUUUGAACUUCAAAUAUAGAAGCUGUAAAAAAUCUGAAUGAUCUAGGAUAUUCUUUGUUUAAUUAGUUUUGAGAACUAAAACUGAAAUAUGGCAUUGUAAAGUUUAUAUUAUACUAUAAAUAAUGAGAUAUUUAAAUGAAUAUUUAUGCUAUCCAUUUUUUUAUUUAAUAAACAUUUUAAAUGAAUGAAAAAAGAUCUUCGAGUCACAUUUUAUGAAAUUAUUCAAACUUAUGCAACAACUCGAAAAGUUCUAUUUGUUUAAUUUUUUUUUCAGCUUCUAGCAUAGUUGUUUUGCAUACACAGAAAAAAUUUUUGACUAUUACGUGUCACUGAUAACUGCAAUCUUUAAAAUUAAUCACCUGUAAUUAACAAAACCUGUAAAUUUGAAUUGUUAACGAAGCUUCAUUUAUUAUUACAGCAAAUGUCCUGUAAAAAAGUUGUACACUUAAAAUUAAAUGUCACGUAAUCAUGUUUUCGACCUGUAAAAUUACGGUCAAUGUCCUGCUCCUUUUUGUUACAGGACAUUUAUGUAAUUAUACAGGCAAUAAUUUUUGGAGUGUAGGUUGGCAAAUUUUUCUAGAACUGUUGAUCUUUGUAAGAAAUUGCAGUUCCGAAAUAUAGCUAAGCAUUCAAGUAUCCCCAAGGAUUUCUCAUUCUACCCUAAAGAUAUCGGAAACAAAACUGAAAUUUACCUUAAACACCUUGAAAUUAUAUGAUUUCCCCAAAUAACCUAUGAGUAUUUUGUGCUGAUGAAUAUUUUUAAAUCUUUUUAAAUAUCAAUAAUCAAAAGGAAAGAAUUCUUAAAGUUAUUACAAAUAAAAUGUUCGAAUAUAAGCUCUCAUUCCUCCGUUUGAAAAUUAUAACCGAAAAAAAGUGUUCUAUAUACUGAGUAAGUUUAAAUUUGAAAGUUUGAUUUUAAACCUAAAUAAUGCUAUUAAACUUUGAUUUUAAAACCAAAUAAUGCUAUCUGAACACUGAAUAAAAAGUGGUAGAUAAAUCCUUCAUUUGGAAGACACAAUUUCGAAAGUUUAAAAAAUAAAAUCUGAAUCCUGUCUUAAGCAACUGAAAUUAUUCUAAAAUUAAUAUUCAACAAUUGAUUCAUAGGUACGUCAAUUCAACUUCUGUCUUUGAUUGAUUAUCUUUUAAAUUUUGUUAUUCUUCAUUGUCGUUUUAAAGGUUCGAGUUUUGUAAAUCUAGCGCUUACUCAAGGAUGCUUUUUGCGUAUUGAUGGUUUGCUGAACUUGUAUUCAAAAGUAUAAUAAUGAGUGAAAACAUCAGAAAUUUUCUAAGACGUUUCAUUGAUGAUGAUGACACCUGUGAUUGUACAUCCAAAAUGCGAAAUAUAUUUGAAACAAUAUCAGUUAAAUAAAGGUUGCCAAAUUGCCCGGUUUUCUCCGGGUUUGCCGGGAUAUUUAAUACAAAAUUUGGGAACAGUCCGGUUCGGCCUGAUUGCCCGGAUUUCAUUAAAAAAAACGGCCGUAUUUUGCCUAGAUUUAUUCACUGGUAAAUCAAACAAUAAAAAACAAAUUGUGAUGUAGACAAUUGUUUUAUUUAUACUUCCAAAUGAGAUUUAAAAGCUGUCAAUGAUUUAGGUUAAACUAAAUUCUUGAUUUUAAUAAAGUAAAUUCAGGAUUUUGACAAAAUUUGCCCGGAUAUUGCCCGGAUUUAUGGUCGUUAUUUUUAAAAUCACAUACCCGGUUUUUCCAGGUUUUUAUAUAAAAUUCCCUAGAUUUGACCGGCCCGAAUACGUACUGGAAAAAUCUGGCAACCUUUAGUAAGAUGCAUGGAAUAAAAAAAUUUAAAUCAGUUUCGAGAUUUAAUCAGUACGCAUUUGCAUUCGAUUUAUUUUUCCAAAAAUAUGGAAAUAUUAUUGCUUAAAAUGUUCGUUUCUGAAUUUUUUGUUGAGAUUUCAGAUUUCAGAAUUGAUGAAUUUGAGAAUAUACUUAAACUGCUAAACUAAAUACAUAAUAAACUUCUUAAACUAUUUCCUAAACAAAAAUCGAUUGUUUCUUGAGUUUGAAGUGAAAUUCAACAUAUUCAACAUUUACAAAAACAUUUUAAAUUAAAGCACUUAAUUUGGGAAAAAUCUGUGAAAAAAGUCUAAACAAAAAAAAUUGAUAUUUGAGAAAUAUCAACUUCAAAUAAGUUCAAUAAGUUAAGGUUUAAGAUUAACUGUAAUUUAAGCAUUUUAAAUCUAAGUUCAAUAUUUUGUUCUGAGAACUACGUCUAUUUUGAACUCAAGACCAAGGUUACCGAAGUCACAGAAAUUUUUUUAUUAUCACAGAAAUUUGAGCAAAAUUUUUGUUACAGAUAACAGAUUGUUUUAGAUCUUCACAGAAUUCACAGAAUUUAUAAAUUUUUCACAAAUUUAGAGAAUUAUAUAUUUUUAUGUCACUUUCGAACUUUGAUUACUGGCUCUAAUUCAUGGAAAUAAGGAGUCAAGGUAAAGUAAAUUGUUUUUUUUUCCAUUAAAACUUCAAAAAUGUUUUAAAUUGUUGAUAUUUGCAAUGCUUUUCCAAAGAAUCACACAAUUUGAGGUAACCUUGCUUCUUGAGGUAAGAGUUUAUUGCUUCAACACAAUAAAAAAAAACUAUUAUUUAAUUAAAAUCCCAGAGUUCAGGACUUAAAAUUCCGAGUUUUUUUUAAGGAUUCAAAAAUUGUACCGUCAUACGGAACAAAGUCUUUCACAUCUUAGUUGUUUUUUUUUUAAAUUUUCAAUUCUUAUUGGAAAUUUGUAAACUCGAGCAAUACGCAAAUAAGAAAAUUUAGUUUCGAUGCCAUAAAAAUCUUUACCCAGUUUGACAGAUUGGUUCAACCAUACUACUAACAAACUUUUUUUUGAUUAAAAAUCUCUUUUCCAACACUGUUGGUGUAAAAGUGUUUUUCGGAAAAUAGCCAGUUUUCAAAAAAAAAAUAUUCUGUCACCAGUCUGGAGUGGGAUUCAACAAAAUGCAAAUCAAAGUCACAUCUUGUAGAUCACUUUUCCUGCUAGAAUAUGAUUUUUCGUUAACAGUAAAAUUUCAUCCUUCCAAACGAUAAUUUUUAUGAUUUCAAAUACCACAAUUUUUUGUAGUUUUUUUAACCCCUAAAUGUAUGCAUCGCGCUUAUGCCUUAAGAUUUAUUAACAGAAAAAAAUUUGUUGCAUAUUAGGUACCUAUUUUUCUGGGUAGAGUGAAAAUUAUACAUUUUUACAGAAUUAAGAACAACUCAAGGAACCAAAAAUUUUUCUGAUAACACGAAUUCGAUGUCAUCUCAACCUUUAAAAUCCCGAUGCAUAAGCGGUAUGAAUAUCUGUGGAUAUUUUUUUUUAAGCCAGUUGAAAAGUGUUGCUUGUUACUCCAGUUCGUGGUAUCUCAAACAUUUUAAACUUGAGCUGACGUUUUCUUGGCUGUCAAAACAAUAUUUUGUUUUUUUAUGUUUCGAUUAUAGUCGUUCAACCAUCUGUAUGGCAUUCGCGACUCGAUAUAAAAGUUUCAGUUGGCAGACAGUUAUUGAAAAACUUACCCGGUACAACUGUGUUCGAUGUUUUAACUCUUGGGCUCGAACUUGCGGACAUCGGCUCAAGCGCAACUGACUUGUCGUCUGAGCUAUAUCACAAGCCCAAUUUUAUCAAAUAAUUCUAAACAUUGAAUUCAAAUUACAUAAGUUGGAAUUCUAUUUCCUUAACUUGUGAACUGGGACUUUUGAAUCAAAGCAUUCUUCUGAGAUUGCCUUUACAUUUUAUGUUAUGAAUUGAGUCAUUGAGUUGUGUUAAUAUUGUGUGUUAAUAUUUUCAUAGUAAUAGUUUAUGAUCUAUAUGGAAUAGAACUUUUGAUUUGAUCACACGCAUAAGAACCAUCAUUUUUACAUCAUUUUGUUGUUUCUGAAAUUUUGGGGCCACAUUGCUUUUUUGUAAUUUCCAUAAUUAAUAUCCAUUUUUUUGGGUGAAUAUCAAAAACAUGACUUUCUUAUUUUAUUUUAGUUAACGUUUUGUUAUUAAAUAGUUUCAAUUUGAUUUUUUUUAAAUAUUCAAAUUUUUCCUUUUUUUCCAAAAAAUUUACCAUGCUUGCAUUUACUUUAAGUUACCAAGCCAAUGAAAAGUGUUUAAUAUUAGGUGUAAGAAUUGUUUUGUGCUAUUAGCUAGUCAAUGAAAUGUUAAACAUAAUAGAAAGAGAGAUAGAGAAGAGGUGAAAAAAAAUCAAAGACGUAUCAUUCCCAACCAAUAAGAGGAGAAAAAUACAACAUUAAAAGCAAAAAUCCUAUUCAGGUUAAGAAAAACCGCUCCAAAAUUUAAGUGUUCAGUUCUAAUGGAUAAAAAUUACCUUUAGGUUCCAGAUUUAGGAUAGGCGCAAUCCGCUGCUCUAAUUGUGAAAGUGAACAUAUAAAUUCGUGUCGUAUGUACUAAUUAUUGAAUAUGCAGCGCUCUUACUAGUCCAAUGCAAUUGCUUUCGAAGCAUAGCAAAUGAAAAAAUAACAAAUACGAUUAACAUCACACUGAGAAGCAUUUAAUCAGUAGACUUGCUGCUUGGACACCCGCAUAAAAUGCCUUUUUUAUUACUUGAACAUUCAAAAAAUAUAAGCGCAAAAUUUUAGUAGCAAUUCAAGUGGAACAUAUGUAAAACAUUAGAACAGGUUAUUGGACGCUGUAAUCCAUUUGAGGUAAAACAAAAGUAUAGAAACUUAAAAAAAAAAACGUGUACCAAAUAUUCACCAUAUAAUCUCUACAAAAUCAACACAACAACAACCAAAAAAAAACAAACUACAAGAGAGUAACUAUUUAAAGGGUUCUAGUUAUUAGAUGAAACCGCAGUGCGAAACAUAUUCAAACAAAAACAUGGAAAGCCUUUGUCGCGUAACUCGUUGAUGAACUUGUGCUACAUAUAGGAACGCAUCAGCUGAUUAAAAAUUCCUUAAAUUAUUUCAACUUAGUUCAAUUAAAAUAAGUGAAGACUUGAAGCCAAUGAAAGAAUAAAUCACUAUUAAUCGUUCUGCAAUAAAUUCGAGUAUUUCCUUCAGUUCUACUCUAGAACACUUAAAGUAUCAUCAAAAUCAACCCAUAACAUCUCUUAACUAAAUGUACUAAUGGUAAAUAUUGCUUGUUGAAAAUGCUGUAAUGGUUUGAAUUUAUCAAAGGCGCGCGAGUAAAGGCGGAAACAACCUUUUGCUCUAAUCUUUAACCAAACUAGACUAAGAAUGAUGGCUUCUUUUUGAUGGAAUCUUUUGUUAAUUAAACUAUUUAAACUAUAGGCGCUUGUGAUUAUAUUGUAUGAGUUAACCAAAAAAAAAAAAAAAAACAAAAUCAUUCUGCUUCACCAUCCGUCUCAUCUAUCCUAUCAAAAAAGUGCUUCGAAUCUGCGACCAUCUUGAACAUCAAAUAUGAAAUCUAACCUUCCGAAACAUCUACGUUUAGUUCUAAAUGUAACUAUAAACAGCGCACGACUCAAAAUUAUGUUAAUAAACGAAUGAUUUGGUAAGUCAACAUUCUCAAGAACUUCUUUUGAAGAUUAAAUUCAGAUCAGCACAAACUUUUUUCGAAACGAUAUUUUUUUUUCUAAUUUAUUAAAAAGAAUUUUUAAAAAUUUAAAAACAGCAAAAUACAUUCAACUCAGUUUCAAAAAAAAUCAAAAAGUUAUCCAAAGCUAUCAGGUUAAGAAGCAAGCAUUUUUUAUAAUUUAUAAAAAAAAACCAAUUGCGAACUAUUAAGUGUACCGGUUCCGGAUAUUUGUACUUUUGAUUUUCAAUGUGUGGUGAAGAUGUAUAAUCAACCCAGAAACACUAACUAUAGAAAUCGAAACAUGCCGACAGAAAAUAAAUGUGUUUGAAAAACCAAA
This is a messenger RNA of Uranotaenia lowii, 13222 nucleotides long. Its product is annotated as hybrid signal transduction histidine kinase A-like. Lineage: Eukaryota; Metazoa; Arthropoda; Insecta; Diptera; Culicidae. The transcript has 4 exons. Bases 14 to 2980 code for a protein of 988 amino acids. The record is from RefSeq and is a predicted model, not a curated record.